AUGAAGCUGUCAACCAUCGUUCUCGGUCUUUCGGCUUUGGCUUCUGCUCAGGAAUCCGCCGGUCCUAUCCGCGACCUCGGCAAGAAGAGGCGUGGAUUCGCAAACUACGGGGUUGCCCAGAAGGCGCCUAUUGUGCAAAUGCCUACUAAGAAGGGACACAUGGUUCCCCAGCAGGUGAUCGAUAUCCCGACCAUCAAGGGCCACACCCACGUGGUCCAGCCGAGCAAGAAGGCAGCUCCCGCCCCCAUCCAGGUCGUGGCUGCGCCGAGCAAGGCUACCUACGUGCCUCCCGUGAGACAGGUGCACGUCGCUCACUCGAAGAAGGCCGCGACCCCCGUGGUCCACUCCAAGCAGGCAGCGGUCCCCGUGGUCCACUCCAAGCAGGCCGCGGUCCCCGUGGUCCACCAGAAGGGCAAAGGCGGCCUCCGUCACCUCGGCCGCAAGCGUGGCGGCUGGGGCUGGGGCAGAAGAGGUGGCAAGAAGGGUGGCUACGCUGCCCCCAUGAAGGCCCAGCCUAUUGUGUCCAAGAAGGCUCAGCAGCCCGUCUACGUCGUGCAGCAACAGGUCUCCAAGCAGAUCCCUGUUAUUCCUCAAAUCGCCACCCACGGCAAGAAGGGCGCCGCGGGUGUCCACCAUGGCUACUACUAA
Molecule: messenger RNA, 648 nt
Organism: Gregarina niphandrodes
Lineage: Eukaryota; Apicomplexa; Conoidasida; Eugregarinorida; Gregarinidae
Exons: 1
Coding region: 1-648 (215 amino acids)
Source: RefSeq, a predicted model, not a curated record